AAGAUGGAAGAAGACUCAAAGCUACACCUGAAAGAGUGGCUGAUAGCUCAGAUAGAGAGUGGGAAAUAUGAAGGGCUCUGUUGGGAAGAUGAGCAAAGAACAAUGUUCAGGAUUCCCUGGAAGCACGCUGCCAAGAAGGACUACAAACAGACGGAAGAUGCUGCUCUGUUCAAGGCGUGGGCUGUGUAUAAGGGCAAAUACAGGGAAGGCAGAGAUAAAUCCGACCCCACCAUGUGGAAGACCCGACUCCGCUGUGCACUUAACAAAAGUACAGAUUUCCAGGAGGUGCCUGAACGCAACCAGCUUGACAUCACUGAGCCAUACAAAGUGUACCGCAUCCAGCAUGACAGUGUUCCUGGCAAGCCUGCAGAGUAUCUUCAGAAAAACUAUCAAGUGGUGAAACAGGGGAAGCCCAGAAGCCCCAAUGACUCUGGCAAGCAGAAGGAAAUGCUCCUGACAAGCAGGGAAGUGAAGCAGCUGCCUGAAGACCUGAUAAGGGAGCACACGUACUGUGACAUAACAGGAAAGAAUCAGGCUGCAGCUCCUGUAACUUUCUUCAGCCCUACACUCGAAAUAACAGACCUUCGUAUGCAGGUGAAGCUGUUGUAUCAUGGCCAUAUGGUGAUGAAAGUGACCACCACCAGCCCAGAUGGGUGCUUCAUCCUACAGGGCAGAGUUCCUUUGGGAAAUGAACAAAUCUAUGGACCCUGCUCCGUCCAGCAGAUCUCCUUCCCCUCCCCCAGCUCAGUGUGUCUGCCGUCCUGCAUGGCAGAGGCAAUGAAUCGUCUUCUAUGUCACCUAGAAAGGGGGGUGUUAUUAUGGGUGGCGCCAGAUGGGGUCUUUAUCAAGCGCUUUUGCCAGGGCAGAGUGUUCUGGAGUGGUCCCAUGGCGCAAAACACUGACCAACCAAACAAACUGGAUCGAGAAAAGACGUUCAAACUGCUCGAUACAGCCACGUUUCUCAAUGUGCUCCAGAACUGUUUACAGGGGAAGGGGCCAACACCUUCUUAUGAAAUUGAGCUCUGCUUUGGAGAGGAGUAUCCAGACCCCAAUGUACCUAAAACCAGGAAGCUGAUCAUAGCACAGGUUGUUCCUUUGUUUGCUGUGGAACUAUUACAGAGGUUCAGCUUGGAAGAAACUGAAGGGAAGCAUUUGAGUCUUACCUCGAAGGCAGAGAGAGGCAAUGUGUUGUAA
Messenger RNA from Menidia menidia (Atlantic silverside), 1194 nucleotides. The record is from the annotation of a GenBank genome assembly. Lineage: Eukaryota; Metazoa; Chordata; Actinopteri; Atheriniformes; Atherinopsidae.